Molecule: messenger RNA, 3957 nt
Organism: Condylura cristata (star-nosed mole)
Lineage: Eukaryota; Metazoa; Chordata; Mammalia; Eulipotyphla; Talpidae
Gene: LIMS1
Product: LIM and senescent cell antigen-like domains 1
Exons: 10
Coding region: 266-1429 (387 amino acids)
Biological process (GO): cell-cell adhesion; positive regulation of substrate adhesion-dependent cell spreading; positive regulation of integrin-mediated signaling pathway
Cellular component (GO): focal adhesion; cytoplasm; cell-cell junction
Source: RefSeq, a predicted model, not a curated record
CAAGGACUAUGUCACGGCUUUUGUGAAAGGUUUUCUAGAACUUCCCAACUGCCUCAGUAAAUCAGGACUUGUCAUACCGACUGCUUUGCUGUCUGAACUCUUAACAUGAAGGGUCAGGAGCUACCCUGCAGGCCUGGUGCUGACGCAUGUGGGAACAGUGGGAGUGUCCCUCGUAGGGAAGUGGGGGAGGAGUGAAUAUUGUUUCUCUCUUCUCCCUCCCGUCCCACUGCUAUCGUCUGUGCUCAGAGCUCACAAGCACCGGAGGAUGGCGUUCCCAGAGAGGAUGCGCCCCUGUAUUAUCCCUGAGAAUGAAGAAAUCCCCCAGACAGCCCUUAGCAGUGCCCACCAGGUUAAUGGCAAUGAAGACGAGAGGGCUGAGUCCAAACUGCAGCGCAGGCAUAGUGACGUAAAAGUCUACAAGGAGUUUUGUGACUUUUAUGCGAAAUUCAACAUGGCCAACGCCCUUGCCAACGCCACCUGUGAGCGUUGCAGGGGUGGCUUUGCCCCUGCAGAGAAGAUCGUCAACAGCAAUGGCGAGCUGUACCAUGAGCAGUGCUUUGUGUGUGCGCAGUGCUUCCAGCAGUUCCCAGAAGGACUUUUCUAUGAGUUUGAAGGAAGAAAGUACUGUGAACAUGAUUUUCAGAUGCUCUUUGCUCCUUGCUGUCAUCAGUGUGGUGAAUUUAUCAUUGGCCGAGUUAUCAAAGCCAUGAACAAUAGCUGGCAUCCUGAGUGUUUCCGCUGUGACAUCUGCCAGGAAGUUCUGGCAGAUAUUGGGUUUGUCAAGAAUGCUGGAAGACAUCUGUGUCGCCCUUGUCAUAAUCGUGAGAAAGCCAGAGGCCUUGGAAAAUACAUCUGCCAGAAAUGCCAUGCCAUCAUUGAUGAACAACCUCUGAUUUUCAAGAAUGAUCCUUACCAUCCAGACCAUUUCAACUGUGCCAACUGCGGGAAGGAGUUGACUGCUGAUGCCCGGGAGCUGAAAGGAGAGCUGUAUUGCUUGCCCUGCCAUGAUAAAAUGGGGGUCCCAAUCUGUGGUGCCUGUCGCCGACCCAUUGAAGGGCGUGUGGUAAAUGCCAUGGGUAAGCAGUGGCAUGUGGAGCAUUUUGUUUGUGCCAAGUGUGAGAAACCAUUUCUUGGACAUCGCCAUUAUGAAAGAAAAGGCCUGGCAUAUUGUGAAACCCACUAUAAUCAGCUCUUUGGUGAUGUUUGCUUCCACUGCAACCGUGUGAUAGAAGGUGAUGUGGUUUCUGCUCUUAAUAAAGCCUGGUGUGUGAACUGUUUUGCCUGCUCUACGUGCAACACUAAAUUAACGCUCAAGAAUAAAUUUGUGGAGUUUGACAUGAAGCCAGUCUGUAAGAAGUGCUAUGAAAAAUUUCCAUUGGAGCUGAAGAAGAGACUUAAGAAACUAGCUGAGACCUUAGGAAGGAAAUAACUCCCUUUGUUUUAUUUUUUAUUUUCUAUGCAAAAUAAGAGAUUACCAAUAUAAAAUAAGAGAUUAUCAUUUGAUUUGAUCCACUCAAAUUUUUAAAGCUCUAUCUCAAAAUAGUUGAGAGUGAAGGGGACCAUUACAUGGUUUUACCUCCUUUUUCUCAUUGAAAAGGAGAUUGUAUAAUCAAAUUUAAAAUACAGAAAAAAUCAAGAUAUAGCUCUUAAUAACCCUUAUCAAUUUGUUAACAUGUAGACUAUACUUUGUAACAAAAAACAUAUGCUAAUUUUUAAUCAAAGUCCAAAAGAUGACAUGUAACUUUUAAAAUGAAAAUAAGGUAAGGACUCACUUUUACUUGACUCAGAUACAGACUUAGAAACAUUAUUUUACUAUGUAUCAAAAGAAAAUUCUAGUUAUUGUAGAAGGUAUAGGGAAGAAACAUAACCACCAAGAAAAACAAAUCUUAAGAGAAUCUUAUGCUUAUCAAACUAAUAGUUGUUUGUAAUGCAUUUACUAAAACAAACAAGUAUAUUCAAAAGUACUUGAUUUUGUGUUUUUGUCUUAAAUGCAAUAGUUACUAUUCUUAGUUUUAUAUUUUGUUGUGAACUUUUUCCUUUGUAUAAUUACUUAACAUAGUAGUUAGUACUUGCUAAUAGUAUGCCUUUAUAAACUUUGUGCAAAAAAAUUUAUACUACAUAUUUGAAAAUACAAUAUACUUUACAAAUUGGAAAGUGAAGUAUUCUUUAAUGUGUUACAGCAAUUAUGUUUCUAGGUUUAAGAUCAAGAUGUAGUCUUAGGCUAGGAUAUGGAAUUAAAACUUAUGUAACUUGGAAUGUAUCAUUUUCAAACAAUGAAUGUACAUGUAUUGGUCAUAUUGCCUUUAUAACCAUGCUAAUAUCUAUAUGCUUUAUAAUUAGUUUGCCUUGCCUUAGAAAAGCAUAUACUUUAAUCAGGUAUUUUAACUGUUUCAUGCAAUACCAUCUAAAAAUAAGUGCAUUAAUUGAGAUUUCUAAGUCCAAAUUUCUUUCAGUUAUGGUUAUAUUUUUUAAACGUUUUUUUUCCUAUUGCUUUGAAAUUUAAUUCUAUAAUCUUAAAAGAGAAUGAUGUUAUGUUUUUUCAUUUCAAAUCUUAUAAUUUAUAAUUAGAUUUUUAUUCACUACUGGUAGGAGGUAUAAAUGACACUUUUAAAUUGUAAAAGGGAUACUUAAGUAUCAAUUUUAGGUCCAAAGUAGAGCAUUAUUCUACUUUAUAAAAAAUUUUAUCCUGAAGUGCUGGCCCAUUCUGUCUCUAUAACUUAAGUACAAAGCAAAUGUAAACAUUUAUAUAAUGUUGCUACUGCUUUGUUUAAAAGAAAUUGCCAAGAUACACUUCUUAGGGGGAGAUUAUUACUCCAAAAAUUGUUGAAAUAGUUUUAUCAUUAAAAAUAAUCUCAGGAUGCUAUCACUCUGCCAUUAAAAUAUCUGUAUGCAUGUAUUUUUUAAAUGUUUAUGCCUAUACUUUACAGAGUAAACUAUUUUGGCUUUCAGAUAACUUAUAACCAAUAAUUUUUAGUGUUCUUUUAGAGUUGAAAUAAUUAUAAACAAAAAUUAAUCAGUAUAUACAGUUUAAGGCUGUAUGUACUCAGAAGUUUAAAAUAGUCUUUGCCUUUAACAGUAAGAAUCAAAAUCCUUCAUUGUGCCUUUGUGAGCUAAGAUAUGACCAAUGAAGACUUUAAAAGUUUUUAUGAAAUAUUUCCUAUAAAUACAGGCAAAGUAGUACAAUAUUUGCAAUAUAGGGUCUUGAUGCUUAAUUCCCACAUCUCCAACAACAGAAAUACAGAACAGUAAAGCAGCCAUGUGCUGACUUAGAUUCUUAACGACUUUGAAGAUGCAUGAACUGAACGCCACUGGUUUUCUUAUAUCUUAGAUAUCCAGGCUCUCAAGCCAAGAGCCACUGCUCUCUUUUCUCACUUCUCAAAAUAUGAAAUUUCCUGGGAGUUCAGUUCUCAAAACUUACAGUACUUUAUCUAGAUAUACAGUACUUUCUUCCUUCAUUAAGGUAUAAUUGGAAUCCUUACAUGUAUGAAAGGAAAAGUAAAUUGAAAUAUUUAAGUAAGAUAGAAAACAAACUUGGUUUAGUUCAUAUUUUUCAUGAGGCUUUCCUUGGUGUGGAAAAACUCAGAAUAAGCAUCUCUUUGACUAAAUAUCCUGUAAGGCAAUUUGAAAUUAUGCAUUGUUCUUAUGGAAUUUCUAAGUGCACUUUUUCUUACCAAGCAUAAUGUAAUUGGAGCAAUGUCUAGGUACAAAUAAAAAACAUUAUUUGAAUAUAUUGAGUCUUUUUAAUAUUGUACCUGAAAUUAUAGAUCAUUUUGCCUCACUUAUUUGCCAAAAUAGCCAUUUCUUAGUUUAAGAAAUUUUGAAGUAGGCUUACAGCAUUCUUGUAUUUCAUCUUAGAUUGUAAGCUCAAUGGCAGGGACACUAUACUAGUAAUUAUGUUUUUACAAAGCAACCACUGCAGUAUACUCUUGGUGCUUAAUAAAUGUUCAUAAGUAUUAA